This is a messenger RNA of Mytilus californianus (California mussel), 3302 nucleotides long. Its product is annotated as E3 ubiquitin-protein ligase DCST1-like. The transcript is spliced from 16 exons. Gene Ontology annotation, cellular component: membrane. The coding region runs from base 19 to 1989 and encodes 656 amino acids. The record is from RefSeq and is a predicted model, not a curated record. NCBI's taxonomy places the organism in Eukaryota, Metazoa, Mollusca, Bivalvia, Mytilida, Mytilidae.
UAUGCUUUGAUUGUACCUAUGCAACUUGAAGAAAAGACAAGACAUUUUCUUGGAGCAAUCCUAAUUUUAGGAGUGGCAUGUGGUUAUGCACUGUCAGUUGAGCUCCGAUGUGUCGUCUGCCUGCUGAUUCCUAUAUUUUUUGGAAAGGAGGGAAGAUCCUAUAUUACAGCCAUAGCCAUUACUUUUCUUAUUUCUGGACCAGUACAAAAUAUCAUGGACAAUGGCAAAGAAAUAACACGAACAUUGGCCUGCGCGGCUGAGUUGUCUGCAAACCACACUAGAGCAAAGUGGGAACUAAAGAUGAAACCAUUAGAAGAUGCAAUGAAACAAUGGCAGGCAGAAGGUAUGUACAUGAACAAAGUAGUAAAUAGAGUGGACACUGCAUUUAAACCAAUGAAGAAGGAGGUAAGAGAUCAAGAGGAUGCAUCGAUAAUGGAAGCCAAAACGGCUAAGGUGGACAAACUAACUGGUAAUAAACGUGGAAAUAGACUAGCAAAAAUUCAUCAGAAAAAUAAAUCAUCCAAUAGAGAUUCUCGAGAGAAACAAUCGGAAAAAAAAUUUAGGACCAAGAUGGAUUUGCAAUGUGAAAAUGUGUGGAAUGAAGGUGUCCUAAGAUGUAGAGAUAAAUUCAAAGAUCUAGAAAAACGAUGUCUCAAAACCAUACCAUUCAUAGGAUACCUAUUAUGUUUGCCAAUGAAAAUGACAUUCUUUUGUGAGAUUAUAAGAUUGAUUCCAGGUGCUGCCGGCAUGGACUGUGAUUCUAUGGAUGUAGUAGAACCCGGAUUUGGAGAGACGUAUGUAGCUUCUGAAGAUAUGGUGAACGUGAUGGAUGAAAACUUUGAAGUCAAUUUACAGUAUAAGCUUGUUCAAUCAAAAGAAGGCCUUGACUACACAUCUGUUGAGGAGAUACGUAAAGGAACGAUGCAUGAAUUUAAGCAACGAGAGCAGUUAAUUGACAUGUUUAAGAAGCUGUUAAAAUGUCUCCUUGGAUUUACUUUUCUACGAGUUAUUUACAGCUCUUACAAAUAUAACAAAAAAUAUUUGUCGGACUUCAACUUUGACAAUGUUUACAUCUCAGACUACUUUAAACAUAUUGACAACAGAAGGAAAGCACAGGAAAAACGUGGAUUAUUACCACUAAAAAAGUCAGAAAUGAAGCGUUUGGUUUUCCCCUGGAGCUCAAAGCUCAUGUCAGCGGAAAAGAAGAAAUUGUCUAAAGGAACCUUCAUGAUAUUGAUGCGAUGUUUUAUUACUGGUAUUGUCAUAUACUCUGACUACCUCCUGUUUACUGUGAUGGAUAUCAUACGACGUCAUAGCAGAGUUGAUUAUGCGCAGUUUGGAAAACAUCAUAUUGUGGUACGAGUUUUCGGCAAGGGCUUCAUGUCCAAUAUUGUGAGGAUGUUCAUUAAAAGUUUUGAUGCAAAGCACGAAAUUGAUGAAGUCAGUACUAACUAUGAAUGCCUUCCAAGACCAGUAAGCAUGGAUAAUAAAUAUAUAUUUUACAUCUAUGGAAGUUUUGCGGCAGUUUGGUUAUUGAUGAUAGUAGAAUCCUAUGGACUCAGGAUUAGACGUCUUGUUGCCGCAUUCUUCUUUAGAAAGAGAGAGAAGGCUAGGAUUUUGUAUCUGUUUAAUGAUUUGUACAAAAAGAGAGAUGGCUAUGCACGACAUAUGAGACAUGAAGUGAGGAGAAUGGCCAGAAAGAAAACUUUAUCGAACAAAACGAGUUUAUUAGGAAGUUUUCGUAAGGAAUUCCCAUCACUUUGCGGUUGGUUGAAAAGGUUUCAGUCAGGCAAGGAAACCUGUUUAAUCUGUGGCGAACCCGAGUCUAAAAGUUUUAUGAGGUGUAGAACAAAGGGAUGUCCAUUCGGGUAUUGUGUUGAAUGUUGGAAAGAUGUAAAGUUUCGAUGCUAUGCAUGUAUGUAUGAAGAUUUCGACGACAGUGAUCUGACUGAAGAUGAAUCUGAGAGUUCUGGGGAAGAGGAAGUUUGAGACACAGAUGAAAAUGUCCGAUGAAGAAAGAUUUAGAGAUGAAGAAGAGAAGCCAGUUAAUAUAAAGACUACACUCAAUAUGACAUUACUGAGUUUUGGAAGUGCUCUGUUUGUCAACUAUAUUGCUGAGAUUGUACAAUUAUCAGACCACUUAAAUGUACCAAACAAACACAUUGCCGUCAUUGGAGCAAUAGUACUGUCAUCAGCAGCAAUAACAAUGAUAUUGUUGUAUUCACUGGCGUAUAUGUUUACAAAAAGAGGACACGAACAGAAAACUAUGGUUUUGUUUGUUGUAGCUUUUUCAUGCUUGAGUAUUGCAAUUAGUGCUCUAGGUAUUGUCAUUGCUUCUACAGACUAAUAUCUUUGUUGUAGCUUUUCCGUGCUUGAGUAUAGAAAUUUGUGCUCUGGGUAUUGUAAUUGCUGCUACAGACAUAUCUUUGUGAUAUUAUUUUAGUGCUUGAGUAUAGCAGUAAGUUAUGGGUAUUGUUAUUGUUGUAUUAAAUGUAUUUACUCUGGUUGUAAUGUGUAUGUUGAUUAACAAUUAUAUGGUUAUAUUUUGUAGUAUUAUAGCAGUAAAACAGAAGUGCUUUUCUUUUUCUUUUUUUCUUCUAUAGUUUAUAGCAAGAAGACAAUCGCCCCCUCCCCUUUUUGCAGAAAAAAAACUAUUUAUCGAAAAUUUAAAAAAAUGAAAAUGAAAGAAGACACUGGCAAACUAACUUCUAGACUCUUAGACUAUAGAAAAAUUUCCUGUAUGUCAUUGUUAUUUUUUUCCCCACUGUAUCAUUGGAAUAAUUUGAGAUUUGGGGUACAAAUCGAAGUGACAGCAACCAAUUGAGACCAAAAAACAAAGUAUCUUUGAAGUCAACAUGCAGUCCUCAACCAUUACCAGGUGUCUGUACAACAGGUUCUAACUGACCUCGAGUCUUGAAUAGUUGUGAAGGAAUUUUACAGAGAGUAUCAAAGGUCUGCUAUCAACACAACAUUUUCAAAAUAACAAAAAAAAAUAAGAUAUGUUUAAAAACAACCCCGGCUCGUGAAUUGGGACGGCCACAUAGAAAGUGUUUGGGGGGGGGGAUUAUUCUCUGUGAUUGGAACAUCAGGUUUCCUUUAAAUUCCUUUUUUCUUUCUUUUUUUGUGCUUUUUUUGUUUGUUUUGUUUGUGGUGUGAGGGAAAGGGGAUUUUACUGAUGCUUUUUUUUUUAUAAUAAAUCAAUAAAAACAAUUAUUCCCUUAACAAAUUGUUUUUUUAAUUCCUUUUACUGUAAUUAUUUUACAGCAAUCUUUCAGUCCAUAAUCAUUUUAUUUCUGGUGUCU